CCGCUGGAGGGAGCCAGUGCUUUCCUCCCCAUGAGAGGCUCCAACCAGUCGAGCGUGUCCGAGUUCCUCCUCCUGGGGCUGUCCUCCCAGCCCCGGCAGCAGCAGCUCCUCUUCCUGCUCUUCCUGACCAUGUACCUGGCCACGGUGCUGGGGAACCUGCUCAUCCUCCUGGCCAUCAGUGUGGACGCCCGCCUGCACACCCCCAUGUACUUCUUCCUCGGCAACCUGUCCUUCGUGGACAUCUGCUUCACCUCCACCACCAUUCCCAAGAUGCUCACCAACCACCUCCUGGGCACCCAGAGCAUCUCCUUCGCCGGCUGUCUCUCGCAGAUGUACUUCCUCUUCAUGUUUGUGGACAUGGACAACUUCCUGCUGGCUGUCAUGGCCUAUGACCGCUAUGUUGCCAUCUGCCACCCCUUACACUAUUCAGUAAAGAUGACCCCUCAGCUCUGUGCCCUGCUGGUGGCUGGGUCGUGGAUCGUCGCCAACGUGGAUGUUCUCAUACAUACGCUGCUGAUGGCUCGGCUGUCCUUCUGUGGGGACAAUGUCAUCCCCCACUUCUUCUGUGAUGUCACCCCGCUCCUGAAACUCUCCUGCUCGGACACAUACAUCAACGAGAUGAUGAUUUUUAUCGAAGCCAGUCUGAUCACGCUUGCUCCAUUUAUUUGCAUCUUGGUGUCUUAUAUUCUUAUCACCUCUGCCAUCCUACGCGUCCCGUCCACGCAGGGCAGGUGGAAGGCCUUCUCCACCUGCAGCUCCCACCUGGCCGUUGUCGCCCUCUUCUACGGCACCAUCAUCUUUCUGUAUUUCAACCCUUCGUCCUCACAUGCAGCGGACUCGGACAUAGCAGCUGCUGUGAUGUUUACUGUGGUGACCCCCAUGCUGAACCCCUUUAUAUAUAGCCUGAGGAACAGGGACAUAAAAGGAGCUCUUGGCAAAGUAAUGGCUAUAAAAUUCUUUUUGGCUCAAAAAUGAAAUGGCCAAGAAAUCAUCACAGGAGCUGAUUUCAGUGAUGGUCUUACUGGCUUUUUCUAUUGUGUGAAACUGCAUUUGUCUUUUGUAAGGAACACCUAGCAUUUAUUAUUGAACAUUUAUUUAUUUGAAAGCCAAUUGAAUUUUAUUUUUAAAAUUUUUAUUUUCUCCCUACACUUUAUAUAAAAACUAUGAUUUAUAAAGUUGUUCAUAAAAAUUUGUUAUAGACAUUCAAUCCCACCACCAUUGCACCUUCCCGCCACCAAGUUUCCCAAUCACCUCUUAAGCCUGCCACCAUAGAAGACCCUCAGUAAUUUAUUUUAUAUUGCUUGUUAGAAUUUGCUAAAAAUUGAUCAAAAAUGUUUCAUCAGAAGUUAGUGCGCCAUUCAGCCCUUGUAUGAGAUUAUUAAGAUGUUGUUGCAGAUUAAGCCUUCUGUGUUGA
Sorex araneus (European shrew) is the source of this 1414-nucleotide messenger RNA. Its product is annotated as olfactory receptor 1361-like. NCBI's taxonomy places the organism in Eukaryota, Metazoa, Chordata, Mammalia, Eulipotyphla, Soricidae. The coding region runs from base 31 to 975 and encodes 314 amino acids. The transcript has 2 exons. Gene Ontology annotation, cellular component: membrane. The record is from RefSeq and is a predicted model, not a curated record. Gene Ontology annotation, molecular function: olfactory receptor activity; G protein-coupled receptor activity. Gene Ontology annotation, biological process: G protein-coupled receptor signaling pathway.